GUUGCUUGUGGGUGCUAUGUGUCAUGACCUUUCUCGAAAAAUCAUGGAGGCAAAGUGAAAGAAAUCCCGACGUCUUUGCAAAAAUUCACGAUUUUCUCCAAUAUACGUAGCAUCAAGACGUAAUUGUGAGUCAAAAUGCUGACCCAAAGGCUUAUGCGCCUCACAAUUUCCUCAAAGUCGAGGUUUGUCCCUGCAGUUUGUAGUAAUACGGUUGGAGGGAACUCGCCAGCAGUCAGGGAUGGCGGACAACUUCCAUGUGUAGCAAGGACACAGCCAAUCCACACCUCUAGCCAAAUGCACGUCCAACAGAGGCAUGCGGUGAAACGUAAGCAGAGGGAGAAGAAGCUACGAGAAGCCAGGAAGGUAAAAAUCAUCAGCCAGCUGGAGGGACUGGAUCUGACUCAGUUUAAAGUAGGUUGGGAGAAGAGCAAAGAGUUACAGACGGCUGAUGACACCAUCAAAAGAAUCUUCAGUCUUGAGUUUGCCAGCAAUGCUGAAAAGGUGAAUUUCCUGAAACAAGACAUGAUCAGACGGGUUCAGAAGCAUCCAAAUGACAACAACUCACUUGAAGUCAGAAUUGCAUAUAUGACAAUAAAUCUGCGAGCUCUGCAAGAAGCUCAAGAGAAAGACAAGAAGAACACCUUUCAGAAACAGCUGAUGCUCAUCAAGCAACAGAAGCGGGACAAGCUGCUCCGGGAGCUCCGCAAGACGAACUACGAGAGCUUCCAGCUGGUCUGUCGCGAGCUCGGCAUCACCCUAGACCUCAUGGACUCCGAGCAGGUCCUAAGGAAAUUGACCAAGAAAGGACAGCUGCUCCAAGAACACCGACAGAAGAUCUUCGCAGAAAUUCGCAGGAGGAGAAAAGAAGAGGAAGAGGCAGCAGCACUUGCUGCCUCAGAGGAAGGGGAGGGGGGCGAAGCUGUAUCAUCUACUCUUACUGUAGGAAAAUAGCAGAAGUGACCACUUUCUAUAACUUCUAUGAAGCAAGCAGUGGUAAAAUGUCCUCAGUACAGUACCAGUGUCUUAUGAAGUUUCAUUUGCUUGUACUACAUGUAGUGUAUCAUGAUAAUUUGAUUUGAUACUAGUGCUAGAGACCAAUAAAGAAUUACAGGUAGUGCUACAUUGUAAUACUAAUACUAGUACAAAUGUAGUAAGAACUGGGUGACAGAUUUGCAUUGGUAGCAUGGAUGAUACAGUCAAACCUGGCAGGGUAACCACCUGGUGCAGUCAACCAUCUCCAGUCAUAAGCCACAUAAACACCGUGUUACAACCCACUGUUCUGAAACAACCACCUCCAGUCAUAAGCCACAUAAACACCGUGUUUCAACUCACUGUUCUGAAACAACCACCUCCAGUCACCAACCGUUACGUACUGCUUAUAAGGGUGAGCUUGAAAGUCUUUUUUCGUAGCUAAAAGAUCUCUCUCAGACUGUUAAAAUUGAGAUGAAGUCAAUAAAGUACUAGUAGUACAUGU
Branchiostoma floridae (Florida lancelet) is the source of this 1474-nucleotide messenger RNA. Its product is annotated as 28S ribosomal protein S15, mitochondrial-like. Gene Ontology annotation, cellular component: ribosome. The record is from RefSeq and is a predicted model, not a curated record. NCBI's taxonomy places the organism in Eukaryota, Metazoa, Chordata, Leptocardii, Amphioxiformes, Branchiostomatidae. Gene Ontology annotation, biological process: translation. Gene Ontology annotation, molecular function: structural constituent of ribosome. The transcript has 7 exons. The coding region runs from base 136 to 951 and encodes 271 amino acids.